Messenger RNA from Purpureocillium lilacinum, 588 nucleotides. RefSeq lists its product as uncharacterized. Gene Ontology annotation, cellular component: cytosol. Lineage: Eukaryota; Fungi; Ascomycota; Sordariomycetes; Hypocreales; Ophiocordycipitaceae. Gene Ontology annotation, biological process: purine nucleotide metabolic process. The record is from RefSeq and is a predicted model, not a curated record. Gene Ontology annotation, molecular function: GMP kinase activity.
AUGGCCACCCUUCCCCCCGAUAACCGCCCCAUUGUCGUCUCAGGCCCCUCGGGCGUCGGCAAGGGAACCCUCUACAACCUGCUCUUCCAGCGCCACCCCGAGACCUUCACCCUGUCCGUCUCGCACACCACGCGCUCCCCCCGCGACGGCGAGCAGGAUGGCGUCCACUAUCACUUCGUCCCCAUGGACCACUUCGAGGACCUCAUCGGCCGCGACGGCUUCGUCGAGCACGCAAAGUUUGGCGGCAACCGCUACGGCACCAGCAAGAUGACCAUUGAGGAGCAGACCAAGAAGGGCAAGGUCGUCUUGCUCGACAUUGAGAUGGAGGGCGUGAAACAAAUCAAGCAGUCCGACUUCCCGGCCCGCUACGUCUUCAUCUCGCCGCCGUCUUUCGAGACCCUCGAGUCGCGCCUCCGCGGCCGCGGAACCGAAAAGGAGGAGAGCAUCCAGAAGCGCCUGGCCCAGGCCAAGAACGAGCUCGAGUACUCCAAGACGCCCGGCGUCCACGACCUCAUCAUCGUCAACGACGAUCUCGAGAAGGCUUACAAGGAGUUUGAGGACUUUGUCUACAAGCCCCUCGACGCAUGA